Molecule: messenger RNA, 6516 nt
Organism: Nicotiana tabacum (common tobacco)
Lineage: Eukaryota; Viridiplantae; Streptophyta; Magnoliopsida; Solanales; Solanaceae
Product: inactive poly [ADP-ribose] polymerase RCD1
Molecular function (GO): NAD+ poly-ADP-ribosyltransferase activity
Source: RefSeq, a predicted model, not a curated record
AGAAGUUCUUGUUCGUUUGACAGCGUGCUUACUUUUACAGAGCUUCUCAAAGAUAUUUUUGUUUGUACAGUUUCGAAUCUCAUCUCCUUGCCAUGGAUUUCAACUGCAAUGUUUUGAAGUUUAUGAUGAUGAAAACUCCGGCUGAUUCCAUUCCUCCGUUGAAAAUCGCCGGCGAUCAAAACAACGUCGUUUCACCGGUUAUCGAUGGAAACAAACUGAAAAUUCAUGUUCCUGUUCCGAGGAAAAUUGUUGGCGGCGAGGACGAUGUGGUAGAUAAGAAGAAAGUGAAAAUUGAGGUUCCUAUUCCGAGGGAAUUGUUAUUUCCAUCCGCUGAGACGGCGUCGUGUACUGAUCAUGCGCAGUUAUUGGUUCAGAACUAUGGGAAUUUCAAAAAGAGUGGGAAGCCGGUGAGGUUUAUGUUCUAUAAGGAUGGAUCGUGGGUGAAUUUCGAGAAAAACGUGAUGGAUGUGAUGGUAUCAGGUUUCGUGAGUGGCAAGCCUAUGAUUGAUGUGGAAAUGGAAGGGUUAAAAUGUCUUUUUGAUUUUUAUCGCAUGUUAGAGAUUGACUUGGACACUGGGAAAGAGCGCUCUAUUUCUUGGAUUGAUGUUAAUGGUAAGUGCUUUUUCCCUAAAGUCUUCAUUGAUUCCAGUGAGAAUUCAAAUGAUAAAAAUCAGGAAAUUGAAGCUUCGAAUGUUAAUGAAAAAAUUUCCUCUGAGAAUCUGAAGAUUGAAAUUGAGAUAAGAAUCUCAGAUGACAACUCAGAUAAAGAAGUUAACAAUUCAGGAGAAGAGUUAAAGUUAGGAAAGAGAAAGAGGGGAAGUGAGGAGAAUGAAGUGGAGAAGAAGGGAGAACGGAGUUCGUCCAAUGCGAAAGAGCGGCGUGUUAUUGCUGCUACUGAAUUGCAUUCACCAAGGUGGCCAAAGGCAAGGUCAUUGAGGGAAGAGGAGAAAGGCUAUCAGAUGGUAAAGGGUUUACUGUUGUCGGGUUUGAGGACUGUGGACCCUGGUGUUACAGUCACUUCGAUUCAUCAGUGUGUUAGAACUGGUCCAUUGGAAAAGGCUCGUCUUGAGGUUUUCCACACAAAUAUGGAGAUCAUAAAGAGAGCUAGAGGGGGGAACCUUAAUGUUGUAUAUGCUUGGUAUGGGACAUCAGCCAAGAACGUGGAGAUCAUUCUGCGUCAUGGCUUUGGAAUGCCUAGCGUGGUACAUGGUUCUAAUGCUCAUGGCCUUGGUGUGUACUUGUCGCCCUUACGCCAACCUCAAAAUAGUGCAAUGAUGUCUGAGGUAGAUGAAUAUGGUGAAAAGCAUAUCGUACUGUGUCGGGUUAUAUUGGGAAAGCUUGAAAAGGUUGAGUUAGGAUCUCAACAGCGGUAUCCUUCUAGUGUGGAUUUUGAUACUGGGGUUGAUGAUUUGACAAACCCGAAGUGGUAUGUGGUGUGGUCUGCAAAUAUGAACACCCACAUUCUUCCCGAAUGCAUAGUUAGCUACAAAUCUGGACGUCAUAAGUCAGGUCAAGCAAAUGGUGCUUCAUCCAUGAAGUGGGCUCCUCAUGCUUCAAAUGCAAUGGGUACAUUAAUAUCCAAGCUAAGUACUUUGCUUCCACCUCCGAAAGUGCAGGAGUUGCAAAGUUUGUAUGGCUCCUACCGGGAAGGCAAAUUAGGGAAAGAAGUUUUCAUGAGACAGUUACGAUCAGUUGCUGGAGAUGAGUUGUUGCGUUCGACUAUUCUGGAAAUUCGUGGCUGAGAUGAGGUUCUUUUAGUGUUUAAUUUUUGUCGUGAGAAUAUGGGAUGUGUUCUCAUUGAUAAUUCCGUUUUUAUACAACAAAAGUGUAAUGUUACCUUUUACAGAGGGAAGCCUCAUUAGUAGGAAGCAGGAUACACCUUAGGUUAUAGACUUACAUUUUGUUUUUGUUGUACCUUUUCUAAAGGUUGUUGUGGUGAUGUUACUAAAGAGCUUGGACGGUUUUGUCUUUCAGUGGAAGUAGAAUCCAGUUCAAAUGACAACGUUUUUUUUUCCCAUAUCCGGUUUCUGUCUUUGUGUUUGCAUGUGAAAUAUUGUUUGGGAAUUGUGCAGCGCUAGUGUACAACUCUAAAUUGCUUGCCUUAUGUUCUGAAGCUUGAAUACUGCUUCAUGCAGUUAUGACUAGAUAUGGUUUAUCUUAAAGCUUUUUAUUUGUGUCUGUUGUUCAUGUUCUUUGGAUAUUAUGCCAAUCUCUUUUGGGUCCAUAUUUUCACUUUUUUUCUUCUUAAAAUCUACAUUGACUUGGAAGAGUUUAGAAAUGUAUAUUUGUUCAUUUUGUAGAAUUCCUCAGAACUAGCUGCUUAAGUUGAUUAUUGAUAUUUUACGUGCUCCUUCUGGUUACUUGAUUAGGAUCUUACUUUACUCUUCAUGAUGCAUGUAUAUACUGUUUCAUGUGAGAAGUUUCUUUUGGUAGUAACCAUUCCAAUUUCCUAAAGCUAGUGGCUGAGUUCUCUAUGGAAGUGCCUGUUUUUGAGAUGUGACAAGAAUGGCAGCCUACGUUAGCAGAUAAUUGAAUACUUGGCCAUAUGGACCUUGCUUCGCAUAAUGCAUGUAGACUAUCUGUUGCAAAAGUUUCCCUUCAAUAGUAAGAAUUCAGGGUUGAGUAUAAAGCUACAGGCAUUGUAUGCAACUGCCCACCUUCGAGUAGUGACGAGGGUAGCAGCCUAUAUUGAUGUAUUACCCAACCUAUAUUAACGUAUAAUUGGUCGAGUAUGGAAUGAUUGUCAGGUAGUGGUAAAGAACCAAUUGCAGUGAUCUUGUGAAAUGUAACUUAGCAUUCUGGUGAGUCGACGCAUUUAUGACGUAUUCAUGUCUACUAUUUAAAGAUAUGUUGUAUGUCCUUGUGUGCAUGCCUUUUUUCUCCUUGAACUAAAAUUAUGUUUAGAUCUUUGGAUUUCAUUGGAGAAGAAGCACCAGUAAUCUUCUUGCAGUGGCUGGUUUCCUGCUAAAUGCUGUCUGUAUUUUAUGCCACAGGUUGGAGGAUACAUGCCUUGCCUAUUCUUAAGAUGAAAUAAUUCUUAUUACCAGUUAGAGGUCCUUGCAUAGUCAUAAUAAAGUAAAAAUAUAUGUGGAGACAUUUAAGCAAAUUUUGAUGGUUGACUUGGCUAAACUGGAAGUAGUAAGUCUCGUGAUCAGAGUUAUUGCUUGUGGUUUAGAAACAAAUGUGUGCUAUGACAUGAUGGAAGUGAGAUAGUAUAUGGGACAGUUAGCUGCUUUGCUUUUGUGCUUGUGUUACUUCUCAAAAGAGAUGGCUAUGUUACCUUUGCAUGAAGAAGUUGUUUUUGCAUGUCUAGGUGGUGUAUUUUAGGUUUUGACGCUGACUCUUUUACCUUUUCUGUAAAUGGAAUUAAUUUUACUUAUCUAUCUGUUUUUAAUGUAAGAGCAGAAGUUACUUACUGAAUUAUGUCGAAUACAAGACCUCUUACCAUAUGAUUGGAGAGUUUUUUUUUUUUUAUUUAAAAUUUUCACCAAGUACUGUUAUGGAUAAAGCGGCUAAUGACUGGCAAUAAUGUGUGUGUAAAUGUUGUUAGCACAUGGGGUUAUUAUGCUUUUCAUUCCACGUUAUUGUGUUCCAUGGAUAAGUUUUUGAAUGUUGAUAUUUAUCUAUGCCAUCCAGCAACUACAUGUUGCUGCAGUUGGGAUUUGACAGUGUGGACUUUUUCUUCAUUUAGUGGGUAUCAUAUUUUUGGGUUGGUGAAUGCUUUAAACUUUAAAGAUGCUUAACUAGGUUAAUAAGCAGACUGUAGAGGGCAUGACUGGUAGUUGGGAACAUGAAGUGCAUUAAAUGCGAGUUUCACCCUUCCUUUGAUGGCCAACCAGGGUCGACUUUAUUCAUGAACUGGCGAACUGAACAAAGAUCUGUGUCGGGUUAGGGUUUAACUUUUAUUUUGUAAGUCAGGAAGUCAUCAAAUUUCACAAGCAAGAAGAGAUAAAAUGUGGUGCUUUAAGUCAGUUUUCAAAGAGUCCGGCAGCCUCAUUGGCAAAAAUCCAUUUCUUACUGUCGCGUGAUUUGGAUUAUGACUUCUUUAGACUUUCUGUUAUCUCUCUAUUUUUAGCAUCUGUUUAUGUUUCUUCUUACUAAAGUUCAGUUGGCAAGGGAAGUAAUGGCCAACUUAGGUUUCUGUUUGAAGAUUUUCUGCCAAAACUAGUCAUGUAGUCUAAGAAAGUUAUAAUUUCUUUUAGUUGCUUAUAUUCACUGGAACAUUUAGCAGUGUUUGUCUGUUCAGUUACUGACGGCAUGUGUCUUAUCUGUUUUGUUUUCUCUGGAACCUUUGCCUGUAAGUUAGGACCAACACCAGGGAUAUUCAUUCUUUUUUUUUUUUUAGAAGUACCACUAACUGUUGGUCGGGGAGGGGGUGGUUAGGCCUUGACUCCUACCUGUAGUAUUUAUCACCAAAAGUGCAAGAAGAUGGAUAUAAAAUCUGUACAACAGAAGAAAUGGACAUGAUCUUUUCUAUAUACAUGUGAUUAGCCUAAGCUUCGCCUCAUCACAAGGUUCAAGAGUGUUUCAUGACUGUUGUGUGCUCUGACUUUGAGUCUCCUCUUUUUCUUAAUCUUAAUUUAAGCAAUUAAUUUAAUGGUGUCGUUCCUGGCUUUUCCUUGAGUUGGUAUUCUCAUAAACACGCACCUCGUUGCUUAAACUUCCCUACUAAUAAAACAAUUACCACAAAAGUAUUGUGGCAAGUUAAAUAACAUGAAUGUGUAUGACAUAGACUUGCUUGGUCAAUUUAUUGCGAUUCAUUUGAAGUUAUGAGUUCCAUUAGAGUUAUCUUUAUCAAGAUGAGAGGAAGUUUCUCAUCCUCGGUGAUUUGGAGUAUUAAGACGGUCAGGAACGCGAAAUUGUGCAGACCCGUAAGGUAUCCAGAUGUAUUUGUUGAUUAUUACUUAUCACUAUAUCAUAAUCACAUCAGUUGUUUGUGAAGCUUUAAGUUACUUACUGACAAUUUUAAUCAAAUAUUAGCUUUUAAUACAUUACAGUACACUACAGAAUGUGAUUUCCUGAAUCUAAAUGCCAAUUACAUACUGUUGUAGAUAGAUCUUUCAAAUGGUUAUAGGCUGUCUUCUGCUCUCAUCGAUGUUAUCUUAGCUUUUUAAUUAUAGAAAGGAAUAAUGUAAAGCUACCUUAUAACAUUUUCUUACUGUGUUUUGUCUCUCCUUUGUAAUGGUUUAGUGGCUUUUUAAGGGCCACAAUCUUCUUGGACUUGGAUUCCUCAUGUUAUGGUACCCAUGGUAUCAUCUUUAUUCCUUUUUUUUUUCCGUAAACGCACGCUGUUACUUAAACUUCCCUACCCAUAAUAAUUGCCACAGUUAAACAACAUGAAAUGUGGAUAUUAUUAUACUGAAUGCUAAUUUGCUGUAUAUCAAUUGUUUGCGACUUGUAUGAAGUGCUGAGAAUCGUAAGGAAUUUGUUGGUGUUGAUAUGGAAGAAAUUAUGUCUUUGGUAUGUUUCUCAUCCUGUGUAGUUCGGACUAAUAAGUGGUGACAGUUGGACUCAUGAACACAACAUCGUGGAGACUCAUCAGUUGUCCAGAUUUAUCCAGGAGCAAUAACUGUCUCAUGGUCACAACAGUUGUUUGUCAAGUAUUAAUCACAUGUGAUAACUGUGAUCAGAUCUUAGCUGUUAAUAAAUGUGAUCAGAUCUUAGCUGUUAAUAGAUCACAGUAUAUUACAGAAUCUGAUUACAUGAUAGAAGAAUAGAAAACGGGAAUCUGAUUAAGUGAAUCUUACUCCUCAUUAGAUACUCUCUUCAGUGAUACCUUAGCUUAUGAUUUAUAUCUUACAACAGUUUUUCCUGACAGUAUCUUGCCUCUCCUUGUGCAUUGGUGUUACUGGCGUUCCUUUAGGCCAACGGUCCUUUUGGACUUGGUGCUUCAUGUGAUGGUGCUCAUGGUAUCAGCAAUUGUUUUUCUGUUUAGUAAGCGGUUUCACUUCUCUUAGAGGUGUCUUCUGUUCUAAUCAGUUUUACAGUUCAUUAUGUCAUUGUUAUAUCAGAAGUGGAAAAGAGAAGAGCUCACAUUCUUCUUUGACUGUUAUGUCAUCUCUUGUCACUUACAUUACUGCUUAAAUAAACUUCUUUUCAGGGGUAAGGUUUUUGUGGACCCAAGUUCUUCACGUACUAAGGUACUCCGGUAUAAGCACCUGACAGUCGAGUGUAAGUAUGGGGCGUUCUUUUGCAAACAAUAUCAGUUACAAAGUUGGCUCUCAGCCUGUGAAGGAGAUUUAUCCAGAUCUAUUCAACCUCACAAGCACCUGAUGCAACUAUUCAUGAGACUUGGGGGCAGCAGGGUUGGAAUAUAAACUUCAGAAGAUUACUAAAUGACUGGGGAGAUUAAUAGGAUUGCUAAGCUUUUCCAGGUACUGGAACAAUUUAUUCAAGGAACAACAGCUAAUGAAGAUAGAUUAGAUUGGAAGCAUAGAAGAUGUAAAUCAUUUACUAGACUUUAUUGGAUCCUUGUAAGAAUAUCAAGCCACUUUUGGGUUUUGCCUUAAUUGUAAA